AUGAUUUACAAAGACAGAUACUGGGCGCUAGUAUUCAAGGCUAGAUUCAACCUCAGAUUGAUUUUGCAACAGCAGCAACAGAACAAGAUAUUGUUCCAAGAGUUCAUGGACAGGAGCACACAAUCUGAAGACACAGCUCAAGGAGGGCAAUACACACAUGGUACGGACAAGAGAAACGCUGGGUAG
Molecule: messenger RNA, 186 nt
Organism: Plenodomus lingam JN3
Lineage: Eukaryota; Fungi; Ascomycota; Dothideomycetes; Pleosporales; Leptosphaeriaceae
Source: RefSeq, a predicted model, not a curated record